AUGGAUAAUACUACCAUGGAGUCCGUGACGCUCAUGACACCGCAGAACAGAAAUGUUCACGGAUAUAUUUUUGGGGGAUAUCUUAUGUUAUUGGCUUAUGAGCUUGCAUUCUCAACUGCAUGCGUAUUUCUUCGUAGCAGACCAAUAUUCUUAGCCUUGGAUGAAAUUUCCUUUCGAAAAUCAGUUCCAAUCGGAUCAAUACUAAAUAUGAGUUCUCAAAUAGUUUGUUCACCAGGGCCACCACAUAAAAGUUUCCAAAUUGCGGUCACGGCCGAUGUUAUAGACAUUGAAAAUGAAAAACGCGAAACUACAAACGUUUUUCAUUUUACUUUUACCUCAAAUAAUUUGGAUGACGUUCGUAGAGUGAUGCCAAAGACUUACGAUGAAGCAUUGAAGUAUAUUGAAGGUAGAAGACGUAGGAAUGUUGGGUUAAAACUUCGAAAAUUGUAUAUUGAAUCAAUUAAUGAUUCCUUCUAA
Molecule: messenger RNA, 477 nt
Organism: Dentiscutata heterogama
Lineage: Eukaryota; Fungi; Glomeromycota; Glomeromycetes; Diversisporales; Gigasporaceae
Source: the annotation of a GenBank genome assembly